AUGGCCGAUAUAUAGUCAUUAAAAGUAGCUUUUAUUGAAUUCAUUGAAAAAUUACUGCCAUCAAUAUCUGAUCCUAUGUCUAUUACUUAAUAAAAAUGCUAAUUACUGAUUAAAUUGCUCAAAGACGAAUGUAAAACAAUAAAGGAUGUUUGUUUAUAUAUUUAAAACCUCAAAAUAGGACAUAUGAAACCUUCUAGUUAAAAUAUAACAGAAGAAGACAAAUUAAAAUCUCCAAUAAAAACAAAAUAACCAGAUCUUGAGUUAUUUUAGACUGAAACUUAUUUUAGAUUAAGUAAAAAAAUGCCUCCAUAUUAAACUAGAUCUUCCUAACAAAGAUUUAAUAAUAAAGAAAUCAAGUUUAAAGAAUGGUGAAUUAAGAGAUAAAAAACACAAUGAUUCAUAAAGUGAUGGAUAAGCAUAAGACAAUUAAACUCCACUUAAAUUAGGAAUUGAAAAAUUGAAAAGUAUAUAUACAUUCUUAAAAAAAGAGACACCAAAGACAACUUCUACAUUAAAUCUAUUUUUUCAACAAGUAAAAGGGUUUUCAAUAGUUUCAAAAGAAUAUAUAAUUGAUGAUAUAUAACACUGCAUGAAAGAGUUUAGAAGACAUACUAAAAUUAUGGGAUGUAUAGAACAAAGAUCUUUUGAAGUCAAUAGUGGAGAAAUCACUGAUGUUGAUAAAAAAAUGCAUCAUUAAAACUAUACUUUUACUACUUACUCUAAACAAUAUGAAUAAUAAAAAUCUUUUAAGAAAAUGAGCAUAUUUGAACAAAAGAAAACCCAUGAAUUAAACACUAAAGCAUAAAAUAAUGAAUAAUUAAUGCUACAAUAAAACACAACACCACCAAAAACAGAUAAUAAUUCUUUUUAAAAAGAUUAAGAAUCUAUAAAUAAAGAAUCUCAGUAAGCAUUAACUAGUCGUACAUAUUAAACUUCUAAACCUUCUUUAUAUUCUUACAGAGUAUAAUAAAGAAGAAAUGAACAAUAAGGUUACUUAACUUCAAGAAAUAUUUCAUCAUAAGAAUAAAACAAUGAAUAACUUAACAACAAAAUUAUAUAAAAUAAUGAAUUAGAAAUAUAAUAAUAAGAUUCUAAAUUCAAAGCUGCACCACUUUCUUAAGAAUCAACUAGUAAUUAAACAUCUGAAAUCAUCAAAUUAGGCACUAUUCCUUCACCAAAAUAGACAUCUAAACGAUCUAUUAAUGAUACAAUUUCUAUAAAUACACAAAUAAGUUCUCUACCAGUAUCACCUUUUCUAAAUAAUACUAAAAUUACUUUUGAAUCCACUCAAUCACAAAAUAAUUCUCGGGAACAAUCUACUAAUGAAGAAAUAAAAGUAGAGCAAAAAUAAGAAGUUCCAUAAAGAAAUACUUAUACAAGAUUUAAUUACACUUAAUAAAGAUUAUAAUAUAUUAGAGGAAAUUUAGUUUAGAAUAAUUAUAGAGGUUCAAAUCAUAAUUGUGCAGAUGAUAAACCUACAGAACUUCGAAUAGAUAUGAAAUAAUUGGAUUAAGAUUUUUGA
Molecule: messenger RNA, 1522 nt
Organism: Paramecium sonneborni
Lineage: Eukaryota; Ciliophora; Oligohymenophorea; Peniculida; Parameciidae
Source: the annotation of a GenBank genome assembly